Messenger RNA from Caenorhabditis elegans, 675 nucleotides. RefSeq names its product Ground-like domain-containing protein (gene grl-21). Bases 20 to 538 code for a protein of 172 amino acids. The record is from RefSeq and is marked reviewed. NCBI's taxonomy places the organism in Eukaryota, Metazoa, Nematoda, Chromadorea, Rhabditida, Rhabditidae. The transcript has 2 exons.
UUCAUACAUUCCACUCGAAAUGGUUCAUUCAUCAGUUCUAAUUGUUCUUUCACUGACUGCUUCUUCAUCUGCAUUCCUUCUAGAAGGACUCGGUUUAGGAUUAGGUCCACAAAGACCUCAACAAUGCUGCUGUCCACCACCUCCACCACCUCCACCAUGCGGAGGCGGAUAUGAAGCUCCACCUCCACCACCACCACCAUCAUAUGCGGGUGGACCAUCAUACGCUGGACCAUCUUAUGCUGGAUCCUACGGACCAGGACCAUACAGAGCCAAGUCAAAGAGAUCAGUUGACAUGAAAGCUUCAAGUGGAGAUUUGUUCUGUAAUAGUGUUGAAGUUAGAGAUAUUAUCAAGAAGGGAAUGACAUCAGGUGAGAAGGAGUCACGUGAAACAAUCACUGCUCUCCUGAAAACUGAAAUGAACCGUGAAUAUGUUGUGAUCUGCACAAAGCAGCCAUUCGAAUACCUCGCUUCUUCCGAUUCAGAGUUCUGCUCAGUGACAAAUGAUUCAGGAAUCACUUGCUCUUCUUUCGUAUUCUAGAUGCUCAAGCUCUAUGUACAAUUACUAUACGGAAUCUCAGGAAAAAUCCCCAACUUCUUUCGUUUUUUUUGUUAAAUAUGUAUCACAUGACUGAAUACUAUCUUAUAUUGGAAUUGAUAAACAUUUUUAAAACACAA